Cynoglossus semilaevis (tongue sole) is the source of this 2839-nucleotide messenger RNA. It is a transcript of the gene bcl2l1, whose product is annotated as BCL2 like 1. Gene Ontology annotation, cellular component: mitochondrial outer membrane. The coding region runs from base 1700 to 2398 and encodes 232 amino acids. Gene Ontology annotation, molecular function: BH domain binding. Gene Ontology annotation, biological process: release of cytochrome c from mitochondria; extrinsic apoptotic signaling pathway in absence of ligand; intrinsic apoptotic signaling pathway in response to DNA damage. The record is from RefSeq and is a predicted model, not a curated record. NCBI's taxonomy places the organism in Eukaryota, Metazoa, Chordata, Actinopteri, Pleuronectiformes, Cynoglossidae. The transcript has 3 exons.
GCUUGUGUCCGGACGAGGGCUGUGUUUUCUGUUCGUAACACUCGGUGAAAAUGUGUGAGAAGUGACGGCGCAGGCAGAGGCGGUGGAUUAAUUUUCCUUCUGUGACUCCAGUCACAGGAAGCAGGUCGACACAUAAAAAAUACUGUAACCAUCGGAUUUUUGUUUUUAUGCGAUUCAUGCUAAUUUAAUUACGGGAUCCUAUUUUAAGAUUUUCUGCCUGAGUAAAUGCGCAGCCUGCGACUCCAAUGGGUUAAAUGACAGUGACAGCCAUCUUUCAAAAGACACUGUAGAGACUGUAAUGUAGAUACAGCUGUGUUUCAGUGUAGGUCAGAUAAUCAGCUUCAUCAUGAGUUGCAAAAUUGAUAUGUUUUUAGUGUUAUGCAAUCACUAUAAAUAUUUCUGUAGAUCUUAUAUAAGAUAUGGACGACUGCAGACCCGCUGCUUGCAAAGGGAAGCGCUGGGGGAAAGGACCGGAAGUGCUCCUUCGGUUGGGAGUUAACGCUUUAUGAACGCGACCUUAGUCUGGUUUCACUUAAUUUUAUUUAUUUAUUUUUUACAAUGUAAUUUGAAAAUAAAUAUAUUAAACAUAUAUGAAACAAAGUAUUGAAAAUAAAUAAUUAUCAGAUAUCCAAUUCAAAUUAAGCAGCGUAUUCACUUACUUUAGUAGUAAAUGAAGGAAAAUGAAGUCACUUCUCACUGGAUUUAUAAAAUGUUCAAACAUUUACUCUAUACAUUUUUAUAUGAAAUAUGGUACAUUUCUGUCUCAUUUUGGUACAAGCGACAACCAGUGAUGUAUAUGUGACUAAAACCCUGCGCACAACCUCGUGCGGUUUUCAGUAUAAUUUCAUGAAGAUUUAGAAUGUUGUUGACUAAGUUUAUAUCGUUGUCUUGAUAAGAAAACAUGAAAGGAUUGGAACUAUAUGGGACAUACUUUAUAUGUUUGUUAUUUGAAAACAAACGAGGGUUUUCUUAUAUCAUACUUAAGUUUAUUUUUGGGGAAUUCCUGAUUUCUCCAAACGCCAGAAAUUAGAUGAUAAAUGAUCAGUGUCUUAAUCAUUAUUUAUUUGGUAUAUUUUUCAUGUACAUCGGCUUUGAUCCCAUGAUUACGAAACACUUGUGUUGACAAACACACCCAGUGCUGAUGUGCGUCAUGGUUGGAUACGACAUCACCUAGUUGUAUAAUGAAAUAAACACACAAAUAAGAACAUAAAACUGGGGAGACGAGGGGCGCACUGUUUAAACCGGAUGUAUACAUCGUAUGAGACGCCCUAUUACGCGAUAAAGGGGCGGAAAUAAAAAGGACUAAAAGAAGGAGGAGACGUGUUCGCGUACACAUAAACACCAAGUGACUCUUGGAGCUUGACAGUUUGUGUUCGCUGAGAGACAGACACAGACGGACUCACAGAGGGACAGACGGGGACGUGUGUUGACUCCAGGAAAACUAAGGAAAGCAGACAGGGCAGGUCUCGCGUGAUUUCAGCUGCUGGGCCUGAGGUGAUUUCUCCAUCUUACGUAGGUUUACUUUUGACCCCCCGAGUGUCCUCUGGACAUCAGCUGACCAUGGGUGCGUGAGCAGAGGACACACAGGGAGAAACGCCGCCACAGCAAGUGUGUGUUCACUUUAACACUGCGAGGCUCCACCAAGAGGGGAGCAGAGACUCAGUGGAGCAACGAGGAAACAUUUAAUUUAAAAGACAAAAUGUCUCAGAACAGAAAACUGGUGGUCGACUACAUACAGUAUAAACUUUCCCAGAGGAACUUUCCCGUCCACCACCUGGGACUCGGUGAUUCUCCAAACAGGACUGAUGGGGAAGAGGCAGGGUUGGGCGCAGAGCAGCGGACAAGUACGCACGCCAACGGGACUGUAAACGGCACAAGUUCUGGGACGCCGCCUGCAUCUCCACUGCGGCAGCAGCAUUCGGCGUCGGAUACAAGUCUGGACUCCAUUAAAGAGGCUCUGCGGGACUCGGCCAACGAGUUUGAACUGCGAUACGCGCGGGCCUUCAGCGAUCUGCACCAGCAGCUGCACAUCACACCAGCCACUGCCUACCAAAGUUUCGAGAAUGUGAUGGACGAAGUGUUCCGGGACGGUGUCAAUUGGGGUCGCAUCAUAGGGCUCUUCGCCUUCGGCGGGGCGCUGAGUGUCGAGUGCGUGGAGAAAGAGAUGAGUCAGCUGGUGGCCAGGAUUGCGGAUUGGAUGACAGUCUAUCUUGACAACCACAUCCAGCCAUGGAUCGAAACCCAAGGUGGAUGGGAGCAUUUUGCGGAACUCUUUGGUCAGGAUGCAGCAGCGGAGAGCCGGAGGUCACAGGAGAGUUUUAAGAAAUGGUUGCUGGCUGGGAUGACGCUGGUGACAGGCGUGGUGGUGGGCUCCCUGAUUGCCCAGAAACGUCUCUGAGGGACCAGCUGAUCUUUGAAGACCCGCCCUCCUCCUCCUAGAGCUAAAGUUUUCUCCUGUGAUUCCUCCUGCACCUGUGUUUUCCACCGCACUGCAGGAGUUAAACCUGAGGGCGCCUCGUGUUUGGUCGGAACAGCCGAAACCUUUGUCUCACCUUUGUUGUUCUUCUCCUCCGUGUCUCACAAGAAUCCGCAGCAGGGGGUUGGAUUUUGUAGCAAAACAGGGAAAAAGAUGGAAAAAGGAGAAGGGAGGACGUUUUCACCUGAUAUGACCCCGAUGAAGAAUGUGUGCUGAUUCCAAGACAAAGAGCACAUUAUUCUCUCCCUCACUGAGGCCGGUUGCUUCAACUGUUUCUUCAUUCAGCAUUUUUCCUUUUUGUACGUAUGUAUCUAUGUAUAUGUAUCUUUUAGUUUUUAACAAUUUUUUUUUUUUGCUUUUCAC